Molecule: messenger RNA, 6499 nt
Organism: Cryptotermes secundus
Lineage: Eukaryota; Metazoa; Arthropoda; Insecta; Blattodea; Kalotermitidae
Gene: Taf3
Product: transcription initiation factor TFIID subunit 3
Exons: 9
Coding region: 355-3498 (1047 amino acids)
Cellular component (GO): transcription factor TFIID complex
Molecular function (GO): protein heterodimerization activity
Source: RefSeq, a predicted model, not a curated record
GUGAUCCUGGGUAUGGGAUCGAAACAAUAUCGACCCUGCCAGUGAUCCGUGCUACUGUGCGUGCUGCCACCAGAGCGCACCAGAGCCACCAGGCCACCAGAGCGUAUGGAAGUAUGGAAAUGGAACAACGGUAGGAAGCCGUCGGCGUAGUCGGUGUUUUUAAGCAGCUCAGGUCGUCCUUCGCUUGUGGCUGUAUUCAAGGACGUUAUUUAUAAGUGUAUGCUGUGAAUGUUCGCAUAAUGUAUAUUAAAGUGUGUCUGAAUGGUUCCUACAAUGUACAUAUAUUUUAAUCAAAGAAAAGUUAUACAGAACAUGACUCCUACCUAAAAUGAAGAGAUUUGGUGAGAAGUAAGGAUGGCAGAAACUUUCUCUAGAAACGCGUUGAAAAUGGUAGUAGCCCAAAUUUGCCAAACAAUUGGUUGGCAUAGUAUCCUCAGUACACCUUUGGAUAUUAUGAUUGAUAUAGUACAAAGGUAUAUAACGGAAGUAGGAAAGCAUAUGCACCGAUAUAGUGAGCAGUUUGGACAUACAGUGCCUAACCUUGAUGAUGUAGGUCUUGCCUUCCGGGACAUGGGCAUAAACUUACCAGAUUUGGAGGAAUAUAUCAGGAAUGUUGAUUCUGUACCAUGUGUGUAUGAGAUUCCUAAGUAUCCAAUACCCCGGGACUCCCACCUAAACUUCUUGAAACCAGGCAGUAGAGAAGUGGUUACACGGCCAGUACAUGUUCAUGAGCACUUACCACCUAUGCAUCCGGAGAUGGAAGAGGAGGAAUAUGGUAACAAACAAGUGCCACUUUCUGUAGACACAGCUUCAUCUUCAGGAGCAACAUCUCCUCUUUCAAGCCCCAAGGGAAAUGUUUUCAAAAGGCCUGGUGAUCCUAUCUCUUUAGAGAGCCCAGCUGUUAAAAGAGCAAGGUUAAUGUUAGAGGAGGAAGGACGGCCUCUACGUGAGAUCAGCAGCGUCAUGAUGACCACAUCUGGAUUCUUGUCUCCAGCAAGAGAAGGAAAACUUCCAGAGUCACGAACUCCUUUACAGCCAUCUGACUCACGUUCAAAUUCACCUCAGCCAACCUCAUACCCGAUGGUCCCUCCUGAAGUGAAGGGUGAUAAGAAGACAAAGAAGUUGCCAUUCAAGAAAACUGUAGAUGGUAUAAAAAAGAUAGGGGAUAAAGAAAAUAAGAAAAAGGAACACAAGUUAAAGGACUUAACUAAGGUAGAAAAACACAUGCCCACAGACGAGUCAAAGGUUAAAAAGUUGGUAAGUAUGAAGGAGUUAUCCAAAUUAAAAGCCCUGAAAUCAGGAGCGCUGAAAAUGAUGGCUCAUGCAGGCACUGCAGCUGGUCCAAGUACAGGUGUUAAACCUCCAAAGCUGAGUUCACCCAAGAUAACAGCGAACAAGUCGCCUAAUCCAAAUACUCCUAAGAUUGGUAAACCUGCAGUUCAGGCCAAGACUCCAAAAAUGGAAAAGAGUUUUCCUCUACCAAUUGCAGUUCUUCAGCAAAAGAUAGUGAGUUCUGGAAAAUGCAAAGCUGCAGUAGUUGUAGAAGGGAAAUUGUCUUCAGAGCCAGACAAACAGAAACUUAAUAUCUUCAAAAAGAUUUCAAAAGUGAAAGAGGAGAAACCUGAAAAAUUAGACAAAGUGGAUAAAAUGGAACAUUCAGAGCCACCUCCCAGAGAUUCUCGUGAAAGUUCACCAGGACUUGUGAUAGAUGAAUCAGAGGUGAACAGUCGUCAGAGGGAAGCACGCAUGGCUCAGAUAGAUGACUGUAUUGAAUCUGUGAUUCAGCAAAGUAUGGAAAUAUCUAAUGAAUGCAAACCUGCUAAGGAGAGAAAAUCUCCCAUGUCUCAGGUUGCAGAAUCAUUUUCAUCUAAAGUUGAUGAGACCAUCAAUGAUGUGGUAUCAGGCCAUACCUCAGGUCCAGGCUCUGACCAUGAUGUGUAUAUGUUUGAUGAUGAUCUGUCCCCUCCUGGAACACCUUCAACUCCCAGAACACCAGAAUUACCUACACCUUCUCGAAAAGUUCAGGAUCAAAAGGAGAAAAAGAGGAAGAAAGAUAAAUCCAAGUCUAAGAAGGACUCAAAAGGGAAGUUACCAAAAGGCUCCAUCAGUCCAAAGAAAAUUAAAAUGGGACAUUCUGAACCAGAGACUCCAGACAGGCCAAAGACACCUGAGGCAUUAGAAGCUCGUGAGCAACCUCUUCCUGCCCCUGUAUUCCCAUUUUUCCCUCAUUUCCCACCAGCUCCCGGUCUCAUUCCUCCUCCAAUUGGGCAUCCUCUCUUUCCAAGAUUUCCAUUGACUCUGGGAAAGAACUUGCCACACCCUGCAAUGCCAAACCUACCUAUGCCCCCACCUCUAUUUAUGCAACCCCGGACAGAGGACAUAUCAGAACCUAAGGAUAAGCCAGUUGUGGAGAAACCUGCAUCAGUUGUCAUUUCAGCUUCACCAUUAGCACUGAAGACAGAGAAGUCAGAAAAACCACAGCCACCAGUUCCAACACUGAAAGAAAAGUCUGGUGAAAAGAAAGUAAAAGAACACAAAAAGAAGGAAAAGGAUAAGACAAAGAAGAAAAAAGAUAAGAAAGAGAGGGGAAAAGGAAAAGAAAAAGGUGAAAAAAAGAAAGUUAAAAUCGAGAAUAAAGAAAAACACAAAGACAAAUUGAAAGAGAAGAAGGAGAAAAAGGAAAAAAAGAAAGAGAAGGAGGUAGCUGCUGCAGCAGCAGCAUCAGCAGUGCCGACAUCAGCUUCAGCUAAGGUACAUGAUGAUGUAUUUGGACAGCGUGAUGAAAAAGGCGAAUCGGGUGUACCUAAAAUAACAUUCCGUUUAGGUCCAGCAUCCCCUCGCCCUCCUACUCCAGAUGCACAACCAAGGAAGAUUGUCAUCAAACCAGUAAUGAAGAAUCAAGGAGAAGGAAGUGAAUGUCCUGCUUCAGAAGUUCUGGUGAAAAGGGAACCAUCUCCUGAGUUGGCUCGGAUUUCUGCCCUAAUUACACGUCCUCCCAAACAGAAAUCAGCAAGUAAGACAACCCAACCAAAACAAGAAAAUGUUUCAGAACUAGUUGCUUCACCUACCAUAUCUAAUCCACCUCCUACACCUGGGGCUGGCUCAGUCGUGUCACCUGUGCCAACAUCUGGCUCCAGCCCAGUGUUAGCAAAAACAAAGAAAGGUGUCACAAAACCCAUCCAAAAGGUCAAGGGCAAAGAGCUGAUCAAGAAGGCAGGAAUGACAACUGAAACGGAACCUACAAAGGAACCUGUAGCAUUUUAUUAUGAUAGCGAUGGAAAUAAAGUGUGGAUUUGCCCAGCAUGUGGAGGCCAAGAUGAUGGAAGUCCUAUGAUUGGGUGUGAUGACUGUGAUGCAUGGUAUCACUGGGUGUGUGUGGGUAUUCAAGUUCCUCCAGAUGAGAAUGAGGACUGGUAUUGCCGAGUAUGCAUCGUUAAAAAGCAAGAGAAUAUUGCGGACAAAAAGAAGAAGUCCCGCAAGAAGAAAAUUCUUACGUAAGACAUCUGAUAUGAAUAUCCAUAAUAAUCCUGUACAUUACUGAGAACAUGUAGUCAUGGUGUUUAUAAACUUUAUAUGCACAGAUUAGUGUAACAUCUGUUAUGUAGGAUUAUUGGUAUUGUGAUGGAAAGUUAAACGGAAGCUUAAGUGAGAUUUGUGUAAUCUUAUACAGAUUAUUAACACACACUUCUAUUGUUAUUCAUUGUAUGUUUUGAUUUAAAAAAAAAGACAGCUUCAGGAAAAUGUAUUAUUUAACAUCGUUUUCUUGUUUGUGAUCUCAUCAUGUCUGAAAUGCAUGGUAAAUGACAAAGGUUACAUGGUGAUUUGCAUAAGAUUAUACAUAUUGAAUACACCAUGGAAUGACUGCUGCAAAGUUAAGAUUGCAUAAGAAGUUCCCUAUGCAUAGGUCUAUAUGAGUUGCACUUAGCCACAACUCCCCACUUAGGUGGUUAAGUGGCAAUAACAUCUUCUGUUCUUGGUUACGCUAGUUGUUAUUUAGCUGAAUCAGAUUACAUUAAAAUGGCAAUUUUUAAACUAAUAUCUGAAUAUUUUUUUCUUGUAGUUAUGAAAAUGUAAACAGUAUGGACACACAGAAACAGUAUAUCUCUUUAUAUUUUUUCUUGUCUUUGCCCAAACAGAACACAAUUAGCAGUUGGGAAAAAAAGAUGUUCAAAAGAGGUGAGGCAGGGCUUGGGAUGUUAAAGAUGCUGGGCAUUGAAAAAGUUUUGUCAGGUCUCAUACAAGAAUGUGCAUGAAAAUUAAAAUAAAUGCACCAGUAUCAGUAUGAUUCACUGUAUUAUUAUUUUUCUGGAGCAGUUUUCAGCUGCUAAAAGCCAGUGGUGGCUUGGGCUUUGUCGCAUAACCAGAAACUUCAUUCAGUUUGUAGUAGACAGUACCACCUGAGAGCAAUCACCUCUCCUUUUAGUUAGAUGCUUUUAUUUCUGUUUCGGCAGUUUCAUGAAUUAAAACUCAACUUCUGUACAUCAGGGGCUUCAUAACUUCCAUGCUAAUAUGCUUAUAAAGCACUGCAGUAAUAGAGUGGCCAUUAGAUAUGAAAUGAAGUGCAUGAAGUACUGUUAUGAAAAAAACACUGGAUUCAGACCUUUAAUUUUGACUGUGGUAAAAGAUUUGCUAUUUGUGUAAAACUCGUCUAAAACAGAGUAUAUUAACCCCGUCCUAUUUCAGUCAUUUUCAUCAAUGAAUCGUAAUUCAGGGUUUUGUCAGCUUAGGAGUUUUCUUUAUUUCAGUUUAAAUUUCACUGACAGUUUGUUUCUAUACUAAACUGUAUUCAGUGAAACCCACCAUUUUUUAAUGGAAUUUAUGUUCUAUAUAAAGGCAAGCAAAAUUGGAGGCUGAGUAAUUCUUCCCAAACUUUGACAGCUAAAGCAAACACCAUUAUGAUGAUGUAUUUACAACAUUCAUAACUUGAGGGAGUGGGGAUUGGGUUGCAGCCAGAAUGAUCAAAACUGAUGAAAAUAAAUGUAAUUUCUAAAGUUAUUUUAUUCAUCCCAUUAGUCAAGACUGUUGAAUUUAAUCUUGUAUGUGUUGUUUGGAGACUUUAUUGUUGUGUACAGAAAUUUCACAGUUUUCUAUAUGCAUAUGAGAAAGGGAGAGAGUGUUUAUGUAUAUGCAAGUGUGAUAUGUGUACAAAUUAUAGAUCGAAUAUUUUAUACCUAGGACAUUGUUGAUUGCAGUAUUGGGUCAGUGGCUCAGAUAUUUAUCGUUGCAUCCUAUUCUAGAUAAUGGUUUUAUAAGGGACUAUAAGUAGCAAAGAGCAGUAUCUUCUUGGGUGUGAUGCUGUGCAAUCUGGUAUAAGUUUGCUGUUGUUUUGGAGGAAGAUGCUGCUUCCAUCUUCACUGAUGAAGAUUAAGCCAAGCAAGCAGAGGAAGAGGGUGGAGGCAUUAUUGUUUCUUCAGAACAUCAGUAAACUUCCAACAGACAUAACAUCACAUCUCAAAAGAUAGUGCACUUCACAGUCACCUUUGUGAGACCCUCAAAUCUAACAUAAUAUAAAUAUAUGUUUUCUUUUGUAGUAUUUUGUAACUAAGAACAGUAAGUUGUUACCUUGCCAUAAAAUAUUGAAAGUACAUGUUGAUGUGUGACUCUUUGUAUUUAUCUUAAAUCUUUCUAAUAGAUUUUCUAUUUUAAUGUAUAUGUAUGUAUGUGCAUUUGCAUACUUUGAUGACUGUGCAUACUAAUAUGUACAUGUUAAGUAUAUGUAUUGUGUGUUUGUAAAUGUAUGUAGAAAUGACAUAGGAAAGUAAGUGUUUUAUUAUGUUCUGUAUAUAGCAAGGAGUGUGUCGUACCUUUGCUGAAUUUAUGUUUACAAUAUUGUAACGUGUCGGCUGUGUGACACAACACGAAUAAAUUGCGUGGGUCUUCAGAUUGGAAUGAAUUCGUUUAUUGAACGCUCACUUUUACUGCUUCUGCUAUAGUCAAAUGCAGAUUGAACUGUUCUCAGUGACUGCUAGAACUUCACUGUAACUGAAAAACUGUGUGGUCCUUUCAAAGCUGGACUUUUAUAAGCUGGUUUUGGAUGGAAUAGAGGGCCCCUUCCAGGGUUUGAUUUCACGUGUUCUAUGCUCAUUACCGCAGAAAUGCAUUAUUUCUGCUGUUUCAAAAACUCGUCACAGCUAUUCCUACACAACGGUCUGUUCGUAUUCCAUUUGUUGCUGGGGGAACUCAACAAUUUCCAUGUAUUCGUUGUCACGGAAGUAUAUGUUCCCAUUGUAGCCGUUGCGCAGCGAUGGACAUAAUAUAACACGUUACAGUAUUUAUUAAAAUGAAUAUUGCAGUUUUAGGCUGUAACACCCAUUAAUUUUUUUUUUAAUCCAUGAGAUCAGUACAAAGAAAGUUGUGGGACCUACAUAUGAUUUUAAACUCAGCAUAUGUUGUGAAUGGGACAGAGAAUUGUGAAUGUGUUGUAAGAAUUUGUUUUCAUCCGUCACAACAGUGAAAAUGGUAUCCAUUUACUUUUAUUAAAUAUGCUUAAUACAUCUGA